Molecule: messenger RNA, 3393 nt
Organism: Symbiodinium sp. CCMP2592
Lineage: Eukaryota; Dinophyceae; Suessiales; Symbiodiniaceae
Source: the annotation of a GenBank genome assembly
AUGGACGCGAACAAGGCGGGCGCCUGGCUGAUGCAAACGGAGGACGACGCGAUCGUUGACGAAGCGAUGCGAAUGGUCACCGAACGGUGGCAGGCGCAAGCAACCUACGUCAGGGUGCCUGGCGUGCUUUCGGGACAAGGUGGCGCCACUCGUGGGGUCAGAUCCAGAUGGGUUUUCCGCAUCGGCAAAGUUCCUCCUGCUCUUGCAGCACGCGUGGAAACCAAGCUGGACCUGAGCCAGCGUGGUCUCAAAGACAAGGCGGGCGACAACGCCAUUGUCAUUCGAACGCGAGCAAGCUGGCCUGUCUGUGAAGAAGAAUGGCACAACAUCGUAAAAUCUCCGGGCACUUGUGCGAGACGAUGGGCAUCAUCGGUUGGUGAUGGCGUCGCGCCGUUUGACUUACACGACACUUGGGGCUGGGAAGUCUGGGGACGCAAACAAGACGAAGUUCGCGGGCUGAUGCGGGACAGAACGUUGGUGGAGUCACCUUCUCUCCAGAAGCUCUGUCAGCUGUUGGUCGCAUCACUCAAAGCCCUUUCUAUUGGCUCCAAUGGCAUGACCAGGAGACAGGGGUGGAAGUGCCAGUUCUGUAACAAAGGCGUCGCCAAAAGCCAAUGGGAUCCUGCCUCGGGCACUGCACGUCGCCGGGCCAAGCUGGAGCACCGUGGAAGCGACCACAAGCACAUUCCACGCGCCACUUGGAUUAAGAGACAGCGGCCGGUGAAUGGUGACCCGCUCAGACGGGCCAAGCGGAGAGCCCUGAAUCUCAACCAAUCCCUGGCCAAGGAUGCCACUGCGUCGCCCACGAUGGACCAUUUGGAGCUGAGAAAGAAGCUCAAGGGCACUGGAUUGUGCACGCACCUGCCUGCUGGCGAUAGCUUCGUUCGAGAGAAAGCGGUGGAAGUUCACCAGGCGCAGAAGGCGUGGUCGGAUGCCAUCGUGGGCAUCUCAAAGGUGUACCUUGACAAGGGCGACUAUGUCACCGCCGCCGCCAAAGCUGCCGGUGAGCUUUACGGUUACGGGCACUGUGAUGUUCUCUUCAAGCCGACGAAGGCAAAGGAUGUCCAGUUCCGGCCGAUGGCAUCCCAGGCCAUGUCCUACUUCGUCGGCUGCAAUGCUGUGAACAAUGGAAUUGCGGAGGAUGGUGGCUUUGCCAUCAACGGUGGCCAGGGCUGGUCAAGCGUUGUUUUUGACAACCACCAGAUUGAUUUGAGUGGAACAGUUGCCAUCGCCAUGGGGAAUUAUUACUUCACUAGCGCAGCAGAUGGAAGCAAGACCAAAGUGGAGUACACGUUUGGUUACAAGAAGAAUUCCGAUGGAAAGGUGCGCAUCUUCCUCCACCACUCGUCCGUGCCUUUCAGCCCCGAACCAGCUUCAGCAGUCUCAAAAGGAGGCUCUGGGGCGGUUUCCGAGGAGGAGGUGAGAGCCGCGCAAGCCGCCUGGGCCAAUGCCAUCAAAACGAUCUCCAAGACCUACUUGGAUGGAGGUGACUAUGUGGCAGUUGCGGGCAAGGCAGCAGGCGAGCUGUACGGCUACGGUCACACCAAGGUGCUCUUCAAGCCAACGAAGGCGAAGGAUUUCCAGUUCCGACCCAUGGCAUCCCAGGCCAUGUCCUACUUUGUGGGCUGCAAGGCUGUUGAGGAUGGAAUUCCAGAAGAUGGUGGCUUUGCCAUCAACGGCGGCAAGGGCUGGUCAGAUGUUGUAUUCGACAACCACCAGAUCGAGUUGAGUGCAGAUACAGCGACGGCAAUGGGGAACUACUAUUUCACGAGUGCAGCAGAUGGAAGCAAGGUCACGGUGGAGUACACAUUUGGCUACAAGAAGAACGCCGAUGGGAAGGUGCGCAUCUUCCUCCACCACUCGUCCGUGCCAUUCAGCCCGCCGGGAACCAUCAAAGCUGCAGCAAUUUCCGAGCAGGAGGUGAGAGCCGCGCAAGCCGCCUGGGCCAAUGCCAUCAAAACGAUCUCCAAGACCUACUUGGAUGGAGGUGACUAUGUGGCAGCUGCGGGCAAGGCAGCAGGCGAGCUGUACGGGUACGGGCACACGAAGGUGCUCUUCAAGCCAACGAAGGCAAAGGAUGUCCAGUUCCGACCCAUGGCGUCCCAGGCCAUGUCCUACUUUGUGGGCUGCAAGGCCGUUGCCGAGGGAAUUCCAGAAGAUGGUGGCUUCGCCAUCAACGGCGGCAAAGGCUGGUCAGACGUUGUAUUCGACAACAACGACAUCGACGUGGAUGGCAACUCAGCCAUUGCAAUGGGGAACUAUUAUUUCACUAGUGCAGCAGAUGGAAGCAAGACCAAGGUGGAGUACACGUUUGGUUACAAGAAGAACUCAGAUGGAAAUGUGCGAAUCUUCCUCCACCACUCGUCGGUGCCAUUCAGCCCUGGCCCAGCCGCCCCAGCCGCAGCUGCACAAGUCGGGGCCGUUUCCGAGGAGGAGGUGAGAGCUGCGCAGGCCGCUUGGGCCAACGCCAUUAAGACGAUCUCCAAGACCUACUUGAGUGGAGGGGAUUAUGUGGCAGCUGCGGGGAAGGCAGCAGGUGAGCUGUAUGGUUAUGGCCACACAAAGGUGCUCUUCAAGCCCACGAAGGCCAAGGAUGUCCAGUUCCGGCCCAUGGCAUCCCAGGCCAUGUCCUACUUCGUGGGCUGCAAGGCUGUCGAGGAUGGAAUUCCCGAAGAUGGCGGCUUCGCCAUCAACGGCGGCAAGGGUUGGUCGGAUGUUGUUUUCGACAACCACCAGAUUGUCGCGGAGGGGAGCACUGCCACCGCCAUGGGGAACUACGUCUUCACCAGUGCGGCAGAUGGAAGCAAGACCACUGUGGAGUACACUUUUGGCUACAAGAAGAACGCCGAUGGGAAGGUUCGCAUCUUCCUCCACCACUCGUCGGUGCCAUUCAGCCCUCCGCCCGCUGGCGCUGUCUCCAAGGAGGAUGUGCUGAGUGUUCAGGCAGCUUGGGCCAAUGCCAUCAAGACCAUCUCUAAGACCUACCUUGACAAGGGCGACUUUGUGGCGGUUGCUACCAAAGCAGCUGGCGAGCUGUAUGGCUAUGGUCACUCGAAGGUCCUGUUCAAGCCCACCAAGGCGGCAGAAGCACAGUUCCGUCCAACUGCCGAGGAUGCGAUGUCUUAUUUCGUCGGAAGGAAGUCAGUUGAGAAAGGUCAUUCUGAGGACGCUGGCUUCGCCAUCAACGGCGGCAAGGGCUGGUCAGAUGUCGUGUUCGACAACCACGAGAUCGAUGUGGAAGGCAACAUUGCCCUCGCGAUGGGGAAUUACUAUUUCACUAGCGCAGCAGAUGGAAGCAAGACCAAGGUGGAGUACACUUUUGGCUACAAAAGGAACCCCGACGGCAAGGUGCGCAUCUGCCUCCAUCACUCGUCGGUUCCUUUCAAGGCCUAG